Penicillium verhagenii is the source of this 1734-nucleotide messenger RNA. RefSeq lists its product as uncharacterized. The record is from RefSeq and is a predicted model, not a curated record. NCBI's taxonomy places the organism in Eukaryota, Fungi, Ascomycota, Eurotiomycetes, Eurotiales, Aspergillaceae. The coding region runs from base 1 to 1734 and encodes 577 amino acids. Gene Ontology annotation, molecular function: transmembrane transporter activity. The transcript has 3 exons. Gene Ontology annotation, cellular component: membrane. Gene Ontology annotation, biological process: transmembrane transport.
AUGGGACUCGAAAAAUUUAAUCCCUUUAAAAAGGACCGUCAAAACUUCCCCGGGGUUGUGAUUCCUUUGUCAGAGGCACCGGCUUACCCAAAUGGAAUGGCUCCGCCAGAGAAGGAGGAGAAAGAUGUUGGCCUGGAUGCCAGCAAAUCUUUGGAACGUGCUCCCUCCUCGGAGAACGGAUCUGCUGGCUCUUUGCCAGACACCAGUUACCUGACCAUUGAGCUUCUCCGUGCCGAGAUCGAUGCCGAAGGCUCUACUUCUGGCCAGGACUCUGUGUACGAUCGCAAAGCAAAGGUGAUUAACCGCGCCCUCCAAGAUAUCGGCAUGGGCCGGUAUCAAUGGAAACUAUUCUUCCUCUGCGGUUUCGGCUGGAUGGCAGACAACCUCUGGCUCCAAGGCGUAGCCCUAACCCUAACACCCAUCGCCUACGAAUUCGACAUCGACACCUCCUGGGUCCGCUUCAGCACCUGCGCCCUCUUCCUAGGCCUGUGCAUCGGCGCCUCCUUCUGGGGCGUGAUAUCCGACAUAGUCGGCCGCCGCCUCGCCUUCAACACCACCCUCUUCCUAGCCGGCGCCUUCGGCCUCGCCGCAGGCGGCGGGCCCUCCUGGAUCGGCACCUCAGCCCUCUACGCCUGCCUCGGCCUCGGCGUAGGCGGCAACCUACCCGUCGACGGCGCCCUCUUCCUCGAGUUCCUCCCCUGCGUCUCGGGCAACAUGCUGACAAUGCUGAGCAUCUGGUGGCCCAUCGGCCAGCUGAUCUCCAGCCUGCUCGCCUGGGCCUACAUCCCGACGUACAGCUGCGCCAGCGCAGAGGGCUGUACGAAGGAGAAGAACAUGGGCUGGCGCUAUCUUGUGCUGACGCUCGGCGCUAUCACGAUGUGCAUGUGGAUUGCGCGCUUCUUCUUCUUCCACUUGUACGAGUCGCCUAAGUUCUUGCUUUCGCGCGGUCGUCAGGAGGAGGCGGUUGCUUCUGUGCAUGGGAUUGCGUAUGAGAAUGGGGCGAAGACGUGGUUGACGAAUGAGAUUUUGAACGAGAUUGGCGGGAUCGCUGAGAGCUUGGAUGCAGGGGACGAGAAGCUGGCUGUCACUGAUAUUGUGAAGCGGUUCUUUGGCAAGUUCUCCAUGGAGCGCAUUGCGCCCCUGUUCUCGAAUAAGCGUCUCGGUUACACGACCGUGCUCCUCUGGUUCUGCUGGGCUACUAUCGGCAUGGGAUAUCCGCUCUUCAAUGCUUUCCUGCCGCAGUAUCUCUCGCAGUCUGGCGGCGAGACGAACUCGUCCUACACUACGUACCGCAACUAUGCUAUUACGUCGAUUGUGGGCGUUCCUGGAUCGAUCUUGGCGUGCUAUACAGUUGAGAUCAAGUAUAUUGGACGCAAGGGCACGAUGGCGGUUGCGACGGUCAUCACGGGCGUGUUGCUGUUCUGCUUUACUGCGUCGUCGACGGCGAACGUCCAGCUCGUUUGUACUUGUCUUGAGGCCUUCUUCCAGAACAUCAUGUACGGUGUUCUGUACGCAUACACGCCUGAAGUGUUCCCGGCUCCGAACCGUGGCACUGGGUCUGGUAUUUCGAGCUGUUUGAAUCGCAUCGCGGGUCUAUGUGCCCCGCUUGUUGCUAUCUUUGCCAGUAGCUCGAAUGCCAAUGCGCCCAUCUAUGCUUCGGGUGGAUUGAUGCUUGCUGCUUUUGUGGCUAUGGUUCUGCUUCCCAUUGAGACGCGUGGUCGACAGACUCUAUAA